ACCAAUACUAAGAUUUAUCGCCGUAUGUGUGAAUGCAAUAAUAAAUAGAAGUUCAAUAAUGGUCACUCUUAUUUUCAUAUAGUAUAAAGCUCUAUAUUGCAAUAUAUUGAACAUCAAUUCUCAUCAAAUAAUAGCUGAAUGAUUGUUAAGAGUCGUAAUAAAAUACAAUAAAAUAAAUUGUCUCACAUGUCUUAACGAAAAUUUACUAAAAAUGUGUUAAUGUCUGGGCGGUCAAAAGAGUGUCUAGUUUCUGAUUCUUUUUUCACACUUUUUUAUUUUUUGGGAUAAAAUGUCGUAAGAUUGUUAUCUAUAUAUAUCCCUCAACAUACCCAUUGAUUCUUCAAACACAUCUCACUCUUCACCAGCUUAAACCCUAAACCAAGAUCUCUUUUUUUGUUCUCUCUCUCUCUCUCUCUCUCUCUCUCUCUCUCUCUCUCUCUCUCUCUCUCUCUCUCUCUCUCUCUCUCUCUUUCCUCAUUCUUUCUUCGACCAAAAUUUCUUGACAUAAAAUCAGGAAAAUGAAACAGCUUUCAACAAAAGUGACAAGCAAUGGUCAUGGACAAGACUCAUCCUACUUCUUGGGAUGGGAAGAGUACGAGAAGAAUCCUUACGAUGAGAUCAAGAACCCUAAUGGGAUGAUCCAGAUGGGUCUUGCCGAAAAUCAGCUAUGUUUCGAUCUCAUCGAGUCAUGGUUAGCUAAGAACCCAGACGCAGCUAGUCUCAAGAGGAACGGUCAAUCCAUUUUCAGAGAGCUUGCUCUCUUUCAAGACUAUCACGGCAUGCCUGAAUUCAAAAAAGCUAUGGCUGAGUUCAUGGAAGAGAUAAGAGGAAACAGAGUCACAUUUGAUCCCAAAAAGAUUGUUUUAGCCGCUGGUUCGACCUCAGCGAACGAGACACUCAUGUUUUGUCUCGCUGAGCCUGGCGAUGCUUUCCUUUUGCCUACUCCUUACUAUCCUGGAUUUGAUAGAGAUCUUAAAUGGAGAACUGGAGCUGAGAUCGUGCCGAUUCACUGCUCAAGCUCCAAUGGCUUCCAAAUCACGGAAGCAGCUCUUCAACAAGCUUACCAACAAGCCCACAAACUUGAUCUCAAAGUCAAAGGAGUUCUUGUCACGAAUCCAUCAAACCCACUUGGCACUGCGUUGACUAGACGUGAACUUAACCUUCUCGUUGACUUCAUCUCUUCCAAGAACAUUCAUCUCAUCAGCGACGAGAUCUACUCAGGCACUAUGUUCGGGUUUGAACAGUUCAUAAGCGUGAUGGAUGUCUUGAAAGACAAGAAACUCGAAAACACCGAGGUUUCUAAAAGAGUCCACGUCGUUUAUAGCCUUUCCAAGGAUCUAGGGCUUCCUGGUUUCCGCGUGGGAGCCAUCUACUCCAACGACGACAUGAUCGUUUCCGCCGCGACAAAAAUGUCGAGUUUCGGUCUUGUUUCUUCUCAGACUCAAUACCUUCUCUCUGCAUUGCUCUCAGACAAAAAGUUCACAAGCCAAUACCUCGAGGAGAAUCAGAAACGGCUCAAGUCCAGACAGAAACGCCUAGUGUCUGGUAUUGAGUCCGCAGGGAUUACUUGCCUGCGAAGCAACGCGGGUUUGUUCUGUUGGGUCGACAUGAGACACCUCUUGGACACAAACACAUUCGAAGCUGAGCUUGACCUCUGGAAAAAGAUUGUCUACAACGUGAAACUAAACAUCUCACCCGGUUCGUCGUGUCACUGCACCGAACCGGGUUGGUUUAGGGUUUGUUUCGCUAAUAUGAGCGAGGAUACACUCGAUUUGGCCUUGAAGAGACUCAAAACAUUCGUAGAGUCGACAGACUGUGGACGGAUGAUAUCAAGAAGCAGCCAUGAAAGGCUCAAGAGUUUGAGGAAGAAGACAGUCUCUAACUGGGUUUUCCGGGUUUCAUGGUCCGACCGUGUGCCUGAUGAGCGAUGAAGUUAUUCAUCUCCCUGAGUUUGAGACGACAACAAAGUCUUUAAAGGUUUUUUCUUCUUUAUUUCCUUCAUUUUUUAAUAUUUUGGAGAAGUAUUUUUCAUUUUCCAAGAUAUAUAUAAUAUCAUUAUAUAUGUGUAAUAUAUAUUCAUA
Brassica napus (rape) is the source of this 2081-nucleotide messenger RNA. RefSeq names its product 1-aminocyclopropane-1-carboxylate synthase 5. Gene Ontology annotation, biological process: biosynthetic process; amino acid metabolic process. Bases 519 to 1931 code for a protein of 470 amino acids. The record is from RefSeq and is a predicted model, not a curated record. Gene Ontology annotation, molecular function: 1-aminocyclopropane-1-carboxylate synthase activity; transaminase activity; pyridoxal phosphate binding. The transcript has 3 exons. NCBI's taxonomy places the organism in Eukaryota, Viridiplantae, Streptophyta, Magnoliopsida, Brassicales, Brassicaceae.